Ciona intestinalis (vase tunicate) is the source of this 819-nucleotide messenger RNA. NCBI's taxonomy places the organism in Eukaryota, Metazoa, Chordata, Ascidiacea, Phlebobranchia, Cionidae. The record is from RefSeq and is a predicted model, not a curated record.
GGAGCAAGUAAAAUUGGGUAUUCCCCUUAUUUUACAAUGUGGAAAUUUUUUAAUUUUAAAAAAUGAAAGAAUUUCGUUUUUAAAUAAAGUUUUUCAACAAAAUGUCUCGGAUUCGAAUUGGGACCAAACUACCCGGAUAUAAGUUUCCUCUCCAUUACAAUGGCGCCCCCCAGAGAAGGAUAUUUAUACCAGAAUGGUACAUAACGUUGGUGAAACCGAGGAAAGAAAUGCCAAAGAAUUAUGUUCGGUUUCAUGUUCCGGCUGACAUGACAAAAUACGACAUGAAGGAAUAUUUGGACAAAGUUUACAACAUACCAGUUACGAGCAUCAACCUUAGUAUUGUGAAUUAUAUUCGGUAUCGCCAACCAACACCCUGGAGGAAAGAUCAAUAUAUGUGGAAGUUCAUGGAACCUUGGAAGAUUGCUCACGUUUAUUUGGGAAACAACGAAACAUUUGAAUUCCCAGAGAUUUUGACGAAAGUAAAAGAGGAGGACGGCGAUGACGAAGAGAUGGAAGACAUGGACUCCAAGACGAUGGUUGAACAACAAGAAGCAUAUUCCAAGUUUGCCGAGAAACAACAAACAUCGGGGGUUUCAAUUAAAGACAAAACUUAUUUUGAAAAUAAAUGGUUGUGAAAAAAAGUGAAAAUUGUUAAAAAAAUAUUUCUGUGUAAAAUAAAUGAAUUCAAAAAUUGUGGUAAUUUUAAAUCAAAUGCAGUUACUGCUUGUGGUUAACUGUUGUUUCAGUUAAUGCUACACCUUUUUCUGUGUUUUAUCUUAAGACAACAAAACUGUUUUCAAAAUAUAAAAAUACUUUCAG